This is a messenger RNA of Trematomus bernacchii (emerald rockcod), 4847 nucleotides long. It is a transcript of the gene itga2.2, whose product is annotated as integrin, alpha 2 (CD49B, alpha 2 subunit of VLA-2 receptor), tandem duplicate 2. The record is from RefSeq and is a predicted model, not a curated record. Gene Ontology annotation, biological process: cell-cell adhesion; cell-matrix adhesion; cell adhesion mediated by integrin. The transcript has 30 exons. The coding region runs from base 59 to 3610 and encodes 1183 amino acids. Gene Ontology annotation, molecular function: integrin binding. Gene Ontology annotation, cellular component: external side of plasma membrane; integrin complex. NCBI's taxonomy places the organism in Eukaryota, Metazoa, Chordata, Actinopteri, Perciformes, Nototheniidae.
AACUCUGACAAGUGCAGCGGCUUCAUUUAACCACCAUACACAUGGAAUAAAGUCGACGAUGGAGUUCAUCUGGGGGAAUUUCUUCUUCACUUUAGUAAUCAUUACUGACAGAAUAUGGCGCUCACAGUCCUUCAACGUCGGCACUGCAGGUGCCAAGAUUUUCAGUGGGCCAGCUGCGGAGGAGUUUGGCUACACGGUUCAACAAGCAACAAACUAUGAAGGCAAAUGGCUCCUGGUUGGUGCCCCAUGGAGUGGUUUGACUAACAGGAAGGGGGAUGUUUACAAGUGUCCAGUCUCAGGGUCCAGAAACAGCUGUGACAAGCUCAAUCUUCAAGAUUCUGUUAGUAUUCCAGAUGUUACAAGCGUCAACGACAACAUGAGCCUGGGUUUGACUCUUACCCGGAUGCCUGCUUCUGAUGAUUUGAUGAUGUGCGGUCCUCUUUGGGGACAGCAGUGUGGCAAUCAGGUCUUCUACCCAGGAAUAUGUGCAAGAAUGAACCCCCUGUUUCAACCUCAACCUGCCUUCUCUCCUGCCAUCCAGACAUGUGGAGGGCCUAUGGACAUCGUGAUUGUGUUGGAUGGUUCCAACAGUAUUUAUCCUUGGGCUCCAAUGACCGCGUUCCUCCAGAAAUUAAUACCUGCACUCGACAUCGGGCCCAAAAAAACACAGGUCAGUGUCAUUCAGUAUGGUGUCAAUCCGAAGUUUGAACUCAAACUGAACCAGUAUAAAACCAAAGAUGAGGUGCUAGCUGCAACGUCCAAAAUCACACAAAUGUACGGCUCUUCCACCAACACCUUUCAUGCGAUCCAAUAUGCCAGUCAGUGGGGUUUCAAUAGUAAAUACGGAGGGCGACCAGACGCUGCCAAGGUGAUGGUAGUGGUCACUGACGGGGAGUCUCACGACUCGGCCUUCAGUGAUACAGUCAUCUCCGAAUGUGAGGCACAAGGUAUCACCCGCUUCGGUAUUGCUGUCCUGGGUUAUUACAUCCGAAACGACAUCAACACAGACAACCUUAUAAAAGAAAUCAAAUCCAUUGCCAGUGUACCCACAGAGAAGUACUUCUUCAAUGUGUCUGAAGAGGCGGCCCUCUCCACCAUCGCUGGAGCAUUGGGGAGCCGCAUCUUCAACAUAGAAGGCACUGGAAAAGGGGGCGACAACUUUAAGAUGGAAAUGUCCCAGGUCGGAUUCAGCGCUCACUAUUCAAGUCGACAGGAUGUGAUGAUGCUGGGAGCAGUGGGAGCCUACGCUUGGAGCGGCACUGUUGUCCAUCAAAAAGGGUCAAAAGCUGACAUUUUCCCUUUCUCAGCCUUUGAGGGAAUACUUCAAGACAGAAACCACAGCUCACUACUGGGUUAUUCUGUCACCACACUCAGCGAUGUGUCUACAGAAUACUUUGUGGCUGGUGCACCUCGCUCCAACCACUCUGGACAAGUUAUCGUCUAUACCGUCAAUGCCCAGAAACUAUCUGCUAUAAUAGAUUCUGAAAGAGGGAAACAGAUUGGGUCAUACUUUGGGAGUGUCCUGUGCCCCCUGGACGUGGACAGAGACGGGGUGACGGACCUCCUGCUGGUCGGAGCACCCAUGUUCAUGAGCGACCUGAAGAGAGAGGAAGGCAAGGUCUACAUCUUCCAGGUCACCAAGGGUAUACUGAAAGAGCAGGGAUUCCUCAGUGGUCCCCCCCCAACAGAGAACGCUCGUUUUGGAAUGGCCAUCUCUGCCGUUCCUGAUCUGGACCUCGACGGAUACAAUGAUAUUGUAGUCGGAGCUCCACUGGAAGACAAAGGAAAAGGUGUCAUCUACAUCUACAACGGGGAGAAGAAGACAUUAAACAAACAGUACUCACAGAGAAUCUUUGGCUCAAAACUGGAUCCUCAGCUGCAGUAUUUCGGACGGUCCCUCGAUAGCUACAAAGAUCUGAAUGAUGACACAAUCCCUGACAUCUCCAUUGGAGCAUAUGGCAAUGUGGUGCAGCUCUGGUCCAGAGGUGUGGCAUCUGUCACGGCGGGAGCUUCUUUCAAACCUGAUAAAAUCAACAUUUUCAACAAACCCUGUAACAUUAAUGGACGCAAGCUUACAUGUUUCAACACCAACCUCUGUUUCAGUGCUGCAUUCAGGCCUAAGAAACCUGUUGGACCCAUUGAUAUAUCCUACACUUUGACUCUGGACGCUGACUUGCAGGCUUCACGGGUGACGUCAAGAGGACUGUUCAGUAAAAACAAUGAACGCUACCUCACAGAGAAGGCAAAAAUAUCAUCUGUGCCCCUGUGUCUGGAUUACCAGGUCUAUGUUCAGGAGGCACCAGACUUUGUCAAUUCCCUCAGUCUGAAAGUAGAAAUCGAGCAGCAGAAUGCAGAUGUGAACCCUGUCCUCGAUAGGUUUUCUUCAAGUGCAUGGGAGUUCUUUAUCCCCUUCACAAAAGACUGCGGCUCUGAUGACGUGUGUGUCAGCGAUCUGGUGCUCAGUGUGAAAACAGACACAAAGGCGUCCAGCUCAGCUCCCGUUAUGGUCAGCGCUAAUAACCGAGAACUGUCAUUUGAAGUGGUUGUGAAGAACAAAAAGGAGAACGCGUAUAACACUCAGGUCUUGGCCACUUUCUCUGGGAACCUCUACUACUCCUCUGUCUUCCCUCCUACGGAUGGAGUCAAAUGCGCUUCAACUCAAACCCAAACUGUCACCUGCCAAGUGGGAUACCCAGCAUUAAAAAAAGACGAAGAAAUGAAAUUUCAGCUGAAUUUUGAAUACAAUCUUGACAUGUUGCAAAACCAAGCCGAGGUGAAAUUUGAGGCCAAGAGUGAUGGUCAAGAGGAAAGACCAGCAGACAACAAGGUGGACAUUUCACUUCCUGUUCGAUAUGAUGCAGGGAUUGGUUUAUCAAGGCAGUCAAAUAUCAAUUUCUACGUGGCAGACACUGCAGUUCCCGUGGUAACAACGGUGACAAGUCUUUAUGAUAUCGGCCCAGUGUUUAACUUCACAGUAAAGGUUUCAACAAGUAGCUUCCCUGUCAGCCUCAUGUAUGUGACCAUCGCUCUGCCAGUGUCCACUAAAGGUGGAAACCAGCUGCUCUACGUGACCAGCGUGGACACACAAACAGGGGGGGCCGUCAGCUGCGACUCCAGCGGCCUGGUCGAUCCUCUGAAGAUCGGACUGAAGAACCACAAAGUGUCUUUCUCGGAAGAGAACCUCAGAGGCAUGGAGAAACUGGACUGCAAGACUGCAAAAUGCGAGUAUAUAAAGUGCAUCCUCAAGGACACCGAAAUAAAUAGCGACUACUUUGUGAAAGUUAAAACAAGGAUCUGGAGUGGCACAUUUAUUUCGGCCACCUAUCAGGCGAUUGAGUUGACCUCCAACUUUGAUGUGGAGACCUCCAACCCUGACCUGCUCAUCAUCGGCCUCAAACAGCUACCAGUGGUGCUGAUGGUCAGUAAACCUGGAGAGAAAGGGGAUGUUCCAGUGGGAGUGAUAGCAGGAAGCGUCAUUGGUGGACUGCUGCUGUUGGCUCUGGCCGUCGGACUGCUGUGGAAAUUUGGGUUUUUCAAAAGAAAGUACAAGCAGCUUCAGAUGGAGGAUGACGACACGCAGAGCCGCGCAAAUGUGGAUGAAGUGCUGUAACGUAAGACCUGCAGCGUCUCUCUGCUCACUGGAGCAUUGUUCUCAUACUGGUACUCGUCACUGGUGCUCAUAAAGUGCUAAUGGACUGAAGAGCAAUCACUGUAAAUUGUACAUUUGAAUUAAGUCGAUAAAAGUGGGUGGAUAAAUGGGAUUUGGACCAUUUUACAGAGGAUCGUUUUUUUUGUCUUUAUUUUGUUGAGCUUUGUGGGCUAUACAUUAAUCAGUUGCUGUCAUGCACUGACUUGAAUUCAAUGUAAAAACUGUCUUUUUCCCCCAAUAUGACAGGAUGCAAUACUUUUUCUUCUUUAGAUGACAUUAUGGAUUUAGAGUUUAACACUGUAAAGGCAUUUAAGAUAGGCAUUGCAUUUUUAUAACAACAUGGUAACAUGAUAGAAAUAUUGCAUUCUCAAUUAGAAAAACCUUAUCUUUAAUAAUGCUCAUUUGCAUUAAUCUUUUUAUUACACAUGUGGUCUGUAGCUUAUACUGCUUUGCGAUCCAGCGUCACCUCAGCCACUCAGGGCUUUUAUUGCAUUUAUUGACAUUAGUAUUUUCUAUGUAAACAAGAAAUGAUACCUUUCGUGGACAGAGUAAAAGCUGUUACUCUGUGUGUAUGUCACUGUAUAUACUGUAAGAUAGAAUUAUGAUCUUUCAUAUUGGGUUUUGUAAAUGCAAAGUUUUUACUUGUGUUGUUUUUAUCUUUAUUGAUGAUAUUUGUAAUAUUGAUGAUAUUUUGUUGUUUUUUACCAUUUGUUGCACAUCUUGUCAGGUCUUUUUUUUAGUAGCAUAUUGUGUUAUUGUAAUCUGUUAAAUGUUUAUUGAUUAUUUAAUGGUUAAUGGAGUAUGACCAGCAAAUGUUUUUGUUAAACCAUUAAAUCCAUUAUCAAAAUUGAUGCAAGUACGUGUUUUCUGUUAACCAACAGAUUGAUAACUUUGGAGCGUAAAAAAAACCACAAUGCCAUAAAUCAAUGAAACACACUUUGUUUCUCGCUCAAAUACUGUUCACUACCGAGAAAUACUUCAUGACUCUGAGAUGGCGAAUGGUACUAAUCAAAUAUGUUCUGUGGUAAAGCCUGCACUUGACCUUGGUUUCUCACUGGGGAUUGUGAGAGUUUAGGCUCAGUUAAAGCUGUAUUAGCACAAUGUUGCCACUAGAUGGCAGUAUGAUAUAGAUGACGUGUUGGCACUGUUCAGUAUUUUCUCUCUGUUCUGUUGAUGAACACAAUUCAAUUAAUACAUC